Schistocerca americana (American grasshopper) is the source of this 750-nucleotide messenger RNA. Its product is annotated as DEK domain-containing chromatin-associated protein 2-like. Bases 1 to 750 code for a protein of 249 amino acids. The transcript is spliced from 4 exons. The record is from RefSeq and is a predicted model, not a curated record. Gene Ontology annotation, biological process: chromatin organization; regulation of double-strand break repair. NCBI's taxonomy places the organism in Eukaryota, Metazoa, Arthropoda, Insecta, Orthoptera, Acrididae. Gene Ontology annotation, molecular function: DNA binding; histone binding. Gene Ontology annotation, cellular component: nucleus.
AUGGGGGCCGCCGUCAGCGCCGCCGUAAAUAUGGGGCCUGUAAUCUGCAGGCCGCGUCCGCGUCGUCAUCUGUUGCUGCUCGGAGGUGCCGAGGUGUGCGAGGACAGACCUCCUCCUCAUCCUCCACAGGGGCGUAGAAUCGUCUUCAACGUCGUCUGCCCAAGAAAAGAAGAGAGUGAAGAAGAGGAUGGUGGUGAGGAUGACGCGGAUGUUGACGGAGAAAACAAGUCGGGGGAUGAAACAGUUCCAUUGCUGGAUCAAAGCCUGGAAAUAUCAGAGACAAAGAAGGUGGAGAGACUGACAGAAGACUUCAAUGAGCUUAAAGAAACGGAGGCAAUUAAAAUACCAAAAGGCAAAGGAACUCCCGUGGGUGAAAUACCAAGAACUGACGCAUUUAUCAAGAAAUUCAAGGCUGAUGCUGUAACGCAGCUUCACAGAGUUCUGUUCAACAGAGCUGGGAAGGUCACUCUUAGCCCACAAGCUCUGGAGCGCCUGUUCCUGACAGCAGACCAAAGCGCUUUACAGCCCAAAAGACCAACAACAAAAGAUAUUCAGAAUCGGAAAAUGAAACACAGAAAAGAACACCUCGUUCAAAAAGAAAAUGAAGCAACAGACAAAGAAAAUGAAAGGGACAAGGAAGAUGUGGAAGAUGAACCUGAUGAAGAAGCUAGCAGUGAUGAUUCAGAAUCCAAGUCAAAAUCAAAGGAAGAUCGCAGAAGCCAAUCUAAAAAAGACAUCCAAGAAGGCUAA